Messenger RNA from Cajanus cajan (pigeon pea), 540 nucleotides. RefSeq lists its product as uncharacterized. The record is from RefSeq and is a predicted model, not a curated record. NCBI's taxonomy places the organism in Eukaryota, Viridiplantae, Streptophyta, Magnoliopsida, Fabales, Fabaceae.
UGUCCUAUAUAAAGCAUGUUUCAAAGUGUAGAGAAGAAGAAGCGAGAGAGAAAGAUGGAGAAGCAAAUGUCAAAGGAGUCAGGUAAAGAAAGCACUGAGGGGCUUCCAAUGAAGGACAGUCCCUACAUGAAUUACAAGGACUUGGAGGAUUACAAGCAUCAAGGUUAUGGCACCCAAGGUCACCAAGAACCAAAGACAGGUCGUGGAGCUGGAGCCACUGAAGCACCCACUCUCUCUGGUGCUGCACUUUCCUCUCAGGCACAACUCACUGCCAAAGAUAAACUCAAUACCAAAUGAGCCCCUUAAUUAAUUAAUUCACACUUCUCCUUCCCUUAAUACCAAAUGGUUUCUUUUAAUCUGGGAUACAAGACUUUGCAUUUAGCGUAUUGUAUUUUUCUAUAUAGCACGUUUUGGAUGUUGACAUGUUGUGGCAGUAAAUCCUCCUUUCUCAAAUUUAGAUUAUAUCAGGAUAGGGUGUGUUUGUAUUUGUGAUACCAUGGAUAGAAAUGAUACUUUUACUCUUAUUAUAUUUUUUGGUCC